GCGGCCGUUUAGCUCAGAUUUUCCUCCGCCGCUUCACUUCACUCUCACCACCAUUCACAAGAGACUGUCUGAUCCGCCGGCGGUAUAACGCAAACCAUGGCAGAGGAGGAACCUACGCAAGAGCAGCUGACAGCGUGUGUAGGAGAGGCUGACGACGACGAAUCCACCACCAAUCCCAACUACAAACCUCCUGCCCAGAAGAGCUUACAGGAGAUCCAGCAACUGGACCAAGAGGAUGAGAAGCCUGCGCAAGUACAAGGAGGCGCUGCUGGGCAAGAGGUCAAGGUUGUAUCAGAUCCCAACGCCCCCAACAUCCAGGUGACGAGAAUGACUCUGGUUUGCGAUCAGGCUGAGACUCCUCUGGUCCUCGACCUGACGGGUGACCUGAUGCAAUUCAAGCAGAACCCACUGGUUCUGAAGGAGGGAGUUGAAUACAAAAUAAAGAUCAGCUUUAAGGUCAACAAGGAAAUUGUGUCAGGCCUGAAGUACGUUCAGAACAUAUUCAGGAAAGGAAUAAAAAUUGACAAGUCGGAAUACAUGGUCGGCAGCUACGGGCCCAGACCAGACGAGGAAUACGACUUCUUCACCACCAUGGAGGAGGCACCCAAAGGGAUGCUGGCCCGCGGCGCCUACAACAUCAAGUCCAAGUUCACCGAUGACGACAAACAUGAUCAUCUCUCCUGGGAGUGGACCCUGAAUAUCAAGAAAGACUGGAAAGAUUGAUUCCUCCUCGACAUUUUUCAUCGUCAUCUUUCUUCUUUCCCGCUUUCUCCCUCGCUUCUCUUUUUUUUCCCUGUCAUUCCAUUAUUUCUGUCUGGAUCACGUGUUGAUUUCAGCUUUUGCUCUCUCCGUCCAUCGACAACUCGCUCUUACAGUUUCAUUUUUCUAAAGUCCAAUCACUUCAUCAUUCCUCACAUUGUGACGUUUCCAUUUGUUUGCACCGUUGCUGUUAAGUAUUAAAUCUUUAAACAUGGAGAAAGCAAACAAUGUGCACAAUCCAGAUUUUGCUGUUCAUUUAUAAAAGAAAAAAAAUCAAGUAAAAAAAAAAAAAAAAAGUAGUAUAUUCUCGGUUAUAAAAUUUAGCGCUUUCUUGUCUUCCCCCUUUUCAUUCUUAUCUGUUUUUUCAGAUUGUUUUGUACAAUUGCCGUGAUCUGCCUUGGAAAGCGUUGUGCAGGAAGCAGUAGUGCUGUAUGUAUGUGGCCACAAUCAUUGCUGGACACAACUCUUGGACGCAGUCCUCCUAAAGCCUUUGAGCAGAUUAUCUGUACCAGGGUCUAGGUAAAUUAUUUGGAAUUCAGGCCACGUCUUUUUUUUUUCCAAAUGAUUUAGCACCCUGCAAAGUCUACUGAGAGAACAGGGGAAACAGAAUUACCUCGAACCCCGUGUGGCUGCAGGUGUGGCUGUUCCUCUCCUGAUCAGGGUUUUCUGGCAGUGUUUUUAGCAGCCAUGUGGCCUUAACAAGUAAAAAAUAGACAACCUAAUUGAGCCAUUUGCCUUCAGAUUAUAUUUGCCAGACCAUCAUGUGAGCCUGUUUUUAACAAUACUUGUAAUACAUGGACAAGGAAUCGGGACUAAGGACUUUUAACACCUUUUAUUUUAUCAGGUUUGAUGAUUUGUAAAAGCCAGUACAUGUUGAUGUCGAUCAUAUUAGCUCUAUUUACAAACAUCAAUGUAGUUUCUAAAUAUCAGUUAAAUGAAUUUUUAGAUCAUUUACAGCUGUAAAUAAGAGUCCAGGUUGUGCUAAUGGCUUUUUGUCACCCCGUGUCCUCUCUAGUCCCUGAAGUCCCCGUACAACCAGAGUGUCCACGAACUGCUCACCUAGUAUUACUCAAAAUACCAAUGCUGACUGUGCCUCCAGUCUCUUACAACCACAUGCUGCUCCUGCUGACUCGGCGGCACUCUGUGCUCAACAUCAGUGAGGUGAAACGUUGUCUGUAAUUGACUUCCGAACCAGUAUAGAGACAUCAGUCCCCCAACCAGACGUCAAUGGGUAACACAUCCUGCCAUAUAAAAGCUUUUUUAUACACUCCAGAAGCAUGGGAAUGAAGUCUGUUGCGGCAGCUUCGUUCAGCUCUCGUGUCACGGACUGGGGUUUUGGUUGUCUGUUUUUCUGCAGGUUGGGUUUGAUUCAAUAUGUGCUACUUGUAUUACCUUCAGUUUACUGAUCUCCUGUGUUCACAUUAAAGUGUUCAGAUUGA
Molecule: messenger RNA, 2198 nt
Organism: Plectropomus leopardus (leopard coralgrouper)
Lineage: Eukaryota; Metazoa; Chordata; Actinopteri; Perciformes; Serranidae
Gene: arhgdia
Product: Rho GDP dissociation inhibitor alpha
Biological process (GO): Rho protein signal transduction
Cellular component (GO): cytosol; membrane; cytoplasm
Molecular function (GO): Rho GDP-dissociation inhibitor activity; protein binding
Source: RefSeq, a predicted model, not a curated record